GGAGACAGAGCAAGCAAGUGGCCUUCUGUUUUGAGCUUUUUUAAGUUUUUCCUGAAGCGGUUUUGCUUUCUCUGUCGAUGGUAUUUGGUACUUGCGCUAGUAGUUCUUUCGGUUGGCGCCAAAUGAGUAACCCAUGGUAUGCCACCCGGAUAAGAGAUGAACACUCCCCCAUUCACCUCUCCUCUGCCUGCUCUCGGUUUUUACAUACCCUUCUUCCAACUCGCUCUCCCCACCUUAAAGCUCUCGCCUUUAGCCUCAAAGGCACAAUUUUUACUUGAAUUCUCUUCUGGGCUUUCGUCAUUUGAAGCUAGUUUCAUCAAGCCUGUAACAAAUAAAUGGAACUUAGUGAUCCAAGAAGAUCACGAGGCUAUGGCAAGCCCCCGUGGAAAUUCGCAGGCAGUGCCCUGUAUCAGCUUCACCUUGUGAAAGCAGAAACAGCUCGAGCGUUCAUUCCGAAAGAGUUCAGAUUAGUUGAAGCUUUUGGAUAUACACUGGGUGGAUUCUUUUUGGCCAGUUAUGAUGACAGUCCAGCUGGGGUCUUUGAUGAGCUUGUGGUGAUUGCAGGAAUUGUAUGGAACCCACCAACAUCUUGCGCGUGGGCUGCUAAGGUGCUUGUUAACAGUGAUGAGGCUUGUGAUCAUGGACGGAAGGAUGUUGGGCUUCCAAGUCAGGUUGCCAGGUUUUCAAAAAGGAUUACUCCAGUCUUAAGGCGACCGGAGAACCGAAGGAAUGGGUUUCUAAAUAUGCUCGGUGUUGGUGCUUAUAGUCUGAAGGACCAGAUGGAUGUUCAAGUGUCUGAAAUUAAGGAUCAUUCAGCAUUGGAUGUUUGUAGGAUCAGUCUCACAACUAUAGCGCCUGCGUUGAAGGUGGACAAGUGGAGCAGCCCAGUAAUCAGAAUGUCGCUUCCUAGUUUCAGUGGUCGCACAGAGUACAAUCCCAACCUCCUCAAAUAUUCCUGCCAGAUCGAAUGCAGGGUGCGACUGGUAUGUCCAGCUCAAGUGUCAAGGCUGUCUCAUGCUUUAAGAGACGACAAUGACCAAAAUUCACGAUCCCGAGGUUCCGAUCCACUGGACUUGACGAGUGAGGAAUUCAUGGCUAAUGGGCAAGAUCCCAGUGUAUCGGUUAUGUUAUCGAAGCCCAUACUAGCUUUGGAGUUCAGAAGCCUGAAAAUGCAAGUGGAAGCUCCCAUUCUAGUGGCCCGGUGAGCCGAGAAGAUUGUUUAGGCUAUGCUUGAGUUUUGUUCUCUGUAGACAGUUCAUAUAUGGUUCGGCUAAAAUGUCUUGUACAGCGUCUUGCUCAUAAUUUUCUUCCUGUUGCUGAUAAGAGCUAUAGCACUCGAAUUGUCUUCACCCGUUUGGACCUGCAUUUUAAAAAUGAAUAUAUAAAAGCUAUUUCCGUGUGAAA
This is a messenger RNA of Syzygium oleosum, 1404 nucleotides long. Its product is annotated as protein NEOXANTHIN-DEFICIENT 1. The transcript is spliced from 11 exons. NCBI's taxonomy places the organism in Eukaryota, Viridiplantae, Streptophyta, Magnoliopsida, Myrtales, Myrtaceae. The coding region runs from base 336 to 1205 and encodes 289 amino acids. The record is from RefSeq and is a predicted model, not a curated record.